AUGGUGACUGGCCUUGGGUUUUCAUCUGGCGGAGUACAAGGUGGUACACUGGAUACUCAGUUGAAACCUAAUCCUUGCAGUGAAUGCGUAAUGGAUGAUACGAUGAAGAAGAUAUCAAUUCUGACGGGAAAGGAAACUUUCCAAUCUUUAAAACCACUUGAUUUGUCUGUGUGUGAUAAACAACAAAUACUGGCAUAUUUCAACAAUUCUUAUGAUUUGUAUGAGUCACUGUUUACAUCAUUAAAAGAUGAGAAGGUGUUUUAUCUGUGUCCGGACAGACUACGUCUACCACUAGUAUUCUAUUUUGCUCAUACAGCUGUGGUAUAUGUUAAUAAACUGGUACUGGCAGGGCUAUUGAAGACGAGAGUUAAUCUGGAAUUUGAAACCAUGUUUGAAACUGGAGUUGAUGAAAUGUCUUGGGAUGAUACUGAGAACUAUCGUAUGGGAGGAAGUUAUAAAUGGCCAACUAUAGAAUCAGUUGUUGAUUAUCGUCGACAAGUAAGGAACAUCAUCACCAAUAUAAUAGAGAAGACACCUCUAGAGCUUCCUAUUAAUAUGGAAAGCCCUUGGUGGGCUUUGGUGAUGGGAAUGGAACAUGAGAGAAUUCACCUAGAAACUUCAGCAGUUCUAAUUCGUCAACUUCCGGUCGAUAUGGUUACCAAACCAUCUGCUUGGAUGUAUGCUCCAGUGAAACAUGAUAAAGGGGUUAAUGGUAACACCAAUAUGCAUUAUAUUAAUGCUACUGACGUGACGAUGGGUAAACCUGAAGAUUUUCCUUCUUACGGCUGGGAUAAUGAAUAUGGUCAAGUUACUUGCCAUGUCCCUGCUUUUGAAGCUUCUAAAUUCAUGAUAACCAAUGGUGAAUAUUUGGAGUUUGUUAAAGAUGGAGGUUACAAUAGAAAGGGAUUGUGGAGUCAAAAAGGGUGGCAAUGGAAAGAGUUUAGACAACUGGUACACCCUGUUUUCUGGGUUUGUACUAAAGGAUGUAAUAAUGGAUGUGGAUCAAACCUCUCGACUAUUUCUCAUUGUGAAGCUGUUGAUAAUAACAAUGGUUAUGUUAUUGAUGAUGAACUUGGUUCUCCUUCAUUUAGAUAUCGAGUGAUGUUUGAUAACAUAGAAUUGCCACUAGAUUGGCCUGUGGAAGUGACCUACCAUGAAGCUAAAGCAUUCUGUGCCUGGAAAGGAAGUGGCUAUAGACUUCCUGCGGAAGCUGAGCAACACGUGAUGAGAGGCCCUCAGAAAUCACCAGCUGUGGGCACGGAGUGUGACAUGAUACACCAGGACACAAUAUCAGCUAAUUUAAAUUUACAGUAUGGAUCAUCCACGCCUGUUAACUUGUACAAACCAAACACAGUAGGAUUGUACGAUAUAAUGGGUAAUGUCUGGGAAUGGAAUGAAGAUCAUUUUAAUGGUUUCGAGAAUUUUAAAAGUCAUCACUUCUAUGACGAUUUCUCAACACCUACUUUUGAUGGCAAACAUCAUUUAAUUUUGGGAGGGUCGUGGAUCUCCACUGGUAAUGAGGCUUCUAGAUUUGCCAGAUAUGCAUUCCGUCCACACUUUGUUCAGUUCGCUGGAUUCCGUACCGUAAGAAAUCUGGACGAGAAUAAGAUUGAGCUACCAAUAAGAAUUGUUACAACUGAUGUAUUUGUUCUUGGAGAGGGGGUUACAGGCAAUUCCAUUGGCUUGGAUGAAACCAAAACUGGAUUUAAGAAAGUAGACUCUACCAAUUACCAGUAUACUAUUGAUACAGAUGCGGCGUUGUAUGGAAUCUUACAAUUGGAGUUUGGAAUUCGGGAAGGAUAUCCUGAGAUGCUAUCGGAGUAUUGUCUUAUUAUGGGCAAUAAAUAUAACUCAGGAAAAGGCAACUGUGCUGUUUUUGGCUCAGGUGCCGGAAAAAUUGUUUUUAUAUUGAAGAAAUAUUAUGACACCGUUUUGGGUGUAGAUGCAUUCGCUCGGUAUAUCCAGGCGGCAACCACAUUACAAGAAACCCGUCGUCUUUCAAUAACUUCACCUACUGGAGAUGAAAAGGAGUUUCUAUUGGACCAAGAAUUACAAACUGAUAAUGUUUGCUUUAAGCAGCUGACAUGGAUUGCCAAUGAAAUUGUUGCUCAUGAUUUGAUUUUAAUGACUAAUCUACAUAGACUACAAAAUCCGAAAGCCUGGCUGCUAAGACUGUGGGAAAUUGUUAAAAUGACUGGUAUCGUUGUGAUAUUUUCUAUGGAUAAUCAAUGGAAAGAGAAUGACUUGCUUCCUAUUCUGUCACCCAAUCUUUCCUGUAUUGAGAGUGAAGUUUUGGAAUAUCAAACUUUAUCAGGAAUUCAAAGAUCUACCGUGACAGUCUGGAAACAUCAUUGGUGCCAUCAUCAUCAUACCAUUAGCAGAUAAAUGACCAGAUGAUGACCGAAUUGAGCGUUUUAGUCCGAUUUUUUAUUUUAUUUUGCUUAUUUAGCAAAUUAACUAUUUGAGGUCAUGGGAUUACUUGAAUAUAACCAAUGAAAGUAAAAUUAUUAUUUUUUAUAUUUUCCGUAUCUUCAAUAUUUGAAGGUUUAAUAACUUUUUUUCAUUUCAAAGGUUUUUAGUGCUAUUGUCUAUUUAAAUAUUUAAAUUUUGCAAUUUAAGAUAUGUAAUAAACCUGUAAGCAAGUCGAGAUAUCUGCUAAGUCUGCUAAGCUGCUAGACUCUUGACUUUACUUGACUUCAGUUUACUACUACUGCUUCAUGCAGUUUUCCAAUAUAAAGUAGAAAUUAAUGAGAUGAAAUACUUUAAACUUUAGGCUGAAAUAAAGAAAGGCAAACAUUGUGUUUUGGGAAAUUUGUUUUCGAAAAAUAAGUCAUUCAUAUAUUGAUUUUCGGUAACAACAAGUGGUGUACUAUUUAUCACAAUGACUUCUUGUCCAUCAUCAAUCUGCCCUUCCACCUCAGCAGUCAAUCAAACAACAAAAAUGACGGCAGAUUCCAUAGGUCAACAGUGAUCCAUAGGUCAACAGUGCUCCAAAGGUCAACAGUGCUCCAAAGGUCAACAGUGACUGUUGAUGGCAGCAGCUUACAAGUCUAAUAUGUAGACAACAUAAUUAUUUAAUUUGCUCGUGCUGAAUUUUCAAAUUUUGUUUCUGUAAUAAUUUUCAAAAUUGUUAGUGGUAUUUUGUUUAUUUAGAGAUUUUAUAUUUUUAAUUUUUAAGAUAUGUUAAUGCUAAUAAAAUAACACGUAGCU
Lottia gigantea (owl limpet) is the source of this 3210-nucleotide messenger RNA. RefSeq lists its product as hypothetical. The record is from RefSeq and is a predicted model, not a curated record. The transcript has 20 exons. Bases 1 to 2385 code for a protein of 794 amino acids. NCBI's taxonomy places the organism in Eukaryota, Metazoa, Mollusca, Gastropoda, Lottiidae.